This is a messenger RNA of Owenia fusiformis, 3776 nucleotides long. The record is from the annotation of a GenBank genome assembly. Lineage: Eukaryota; Metazoa; Annelida; Polychaeta; Sabellida; Oweniidae.
AUGGGAAAUUCAACAGAACAAUGGAGAAUGGCCAUAGGGACUUUCUGUGGAGGCAAGAACAAUCAGACAUUCCAUUCAUCACUCGUCAAAUCUCUAAGACAACUAGCAUUGAGACUUAAGCUCAUAAAACUGUUGCUGGUGAGAGCAGGAGUAGAGCGGAACCCGGGUCCACCAACCAAUGAUAAAUCAGAGGUAACGAAAGAAAUGUAUGAACUUGGUUGUAAAAUAAAAGCAUGUGACCAACAAACUGAGUUGAAAGAGCAGGCAGACCUCAUGUGCCAACUUGGACAAGAGUAUAUCAAGUCAGCAGAGACCUCUGAUAUCUGGUAUGAACACUACAUUUGGUCCUGUGCAUUAAACAAUGCAGCUAAAUGUCGAAUUAAGAAAUUGAUUAAAAAACAAACUGAUGGCACAAACACAGCUCUUGAAGAUGACUUGGAACACACUAACAAACAACUCCAGCUUAUAGAAAGUAACUUUGUGAAGAAAUGCCGAGCUGCAAACCAUAGCGAACUAUCUACAGAGGCUGCAACACAGAAGUAUACAGACACACUCGAAAAUAUACGAGAGUACUCAAACACCACUGUAAAUGAAAUCAUCAAAAAGUGCAUGGUAGUUGAUGAUGUCACCACAGAGAUGAAAGACAAAGAUGAAGACAACACAAUAAAAUACAGCAAGGUGUUUUAUAAUGGACUUACACAACAGCUUUUAGAUUUUUAUAAGUCUAUUAUCAAUGAUUGUAUUUCUGUUUUAGGACACCCUGAUUGCAAGUUUGCAUUCUUAGCACUUGGUUCCCUAUCCCGAAAAGAGGUCACUGCUUAUUCAGAUAUUGAGUGGGCAAUACUGUUUGAUCCCUUAGAUAGACCAGUCGAUCAAAUCAAAACACAAUUGCGUAUGAUAGCCUUUUACAUGCAUUUGAAGGUACUUAAUCUUGGGGAAACAUUGUUAAACUGCUUAGACAUACCUGUUCUGACAGAUUAUAACAAACACCUACCCCCUGACAUGAAAGACAAUGACUUUUAUGACAAAGCAACUACUCGGGGAAUUUCCUUUGAUGGGACACAACCUUGGGCUAGCAAAACAGCUAUUGGUAGAAAAACAGGAGAAGAUUCCAAUAAACCUCCCAGACUUGAACUUAUCAUGACUGUGGAUGAGAUGAGCAAGUUUCAGUUUACAGACGAAUCAAUAAAAGAGGGUUACCACCUAAGUGAUGUUCUCAUGACAUCAACACUCAUAAAUGGAGAAUUUGCCUUAUGGAAGGAAUACAAUGACAAAGUACAUUCCAUAUUAUCAUCACCAUCUAAAACUAAUCCAGACAUCACUAUAGGAAGAGAACGAGCAGUAAAAACACUGGAGAAAGACUUAGAAAAAUACAGUGAAAACCCCCUGUCAUCAGAAUCAUUCACACAGAAAAUGCAUACAAAGCAUGAUAUAUACAGAUUUGCUACAAUCACUAUAAAUAUUCUGAAAUUCAUGCAUGGUUGCACAUCAUUUGCUCCUCUAGAUGUGUUAGAGGAAUUGAGAAGGAAGGGUAUCCUUUCUGAAGGGGCGACAAAAGAUCUACAAAUCAUGGUUUGUAGUGUAAUAAACCUUAGACACAUGGUCUAUGGAAGGUAUAAGCAACAAAAGGAAUUCAUAUCAUUCUUACCAAGUGACUCUCAAGAUGAUGAAACAACAGAAGUGAUGCCAGUCAGAAGUUUUACAGCCAUAUUACGAUUUUUUAACACAUUCAUGCCCUGGUGUGAAUUCCUCAAAUCAAACUUGAAUGCAAGUGGAGCCUGGGCAUAUAGAGAGAGAUAUCUUGAGGGAAACAAUGAAGUGAUAGCGCAAUUAUAUGAGAACAUUUUUUUCUUCAAGAGGGCAAUGCAUGCUUAUCAAACAGAGUUAAAAACUCUUCAAUCCCUAGAUGCAGGAGAGCAUGAGGUGGAAAUAGCUUCCAUACAGGAUGCAAUAGGUUCACUUUAUAAGUCACAAGGGAAUUUCUCAGAUGCACUCUUAUAUCAUAAUAAAAGUCUGAAAAUAGGCAGAAACAUCAAUAGUGAAAGUGGGGUCUCUAGAUCACUUAACAACAUAGGUGUUGUGUAUAAUAACAUGGGAGAUCUGCCUAAAGCACUUGAAUAUCAUCAAGAAAGUCUGACAAUGGAAAGACUAAUACACAAAGACAGUCCCCACUCAGCUGUUGCAACCUCACUUAACAACAUAGGUAAUGUGUAUAUUAAGAUGGGAGAUCUGACUAAAGCACUUGAAUAUUAUCAAGAAAGUCUGACAAUGAGAAGACUAAUACACAAAGACAGUCCCCACCCAGAUGUUGCUGCAUCACUUAACAACAUAGGUCUUGUGUAUAUGGGAGAUCUGACUAAAGCACUUGAAUAUCAUCAACAAAGUCUGACAAUGUAUAGACUAAUACACAAAGACAGUCCCCACCCAGAUGUUGCUAGAUCACUUAACAACACAGGUAUUGUGUAUAAUGACAUGGGAGAUCUGACUAAAGCACUUGAAUAUCAUCAACAAAGUCUGAAAAUGUAUAGACUAAUACACAAAGACAGUCCCCACCCAGAUGUUGCUAGAUCACUUAACAACAUAGGUAUUGUGUAUAUUAAGAUUGGAGAACUGACUAAAGCACUUGAAUAUCAUCAACAAAGUCUGACAAUGUAUAGACUAAUACACAAAGACAGUCCCCAUCCAGAUGUUGCUAGAUCACUUACCAACAUAGGUAUUGUGUAUAAUGACAUGGGAGAUCUGACUAAAGCACUUGAGUAUCAUCAAGAUUGUCUGACAAUGUUAAGACUAAUACACAAAGACAGUCCCCACUCAGCUGUUGCAACCUCACUUAACAACAUAGGUCUUGUGUAUAUUAAGAUGGGAGAUCUGACUAAAGCACUUGAAUAUUAUCAAGAAAGUCUGACAAUGAAUAGACUAAUACACAAAGACAGUCCCCACUCAGCUGUUGCAACCUCACUUAACAACAUAGGUCUUGUGUAUAUUAAGAUGGGAGAUCUGACUAAAGCACUUGAAUAUUAUCAAGAAAGUCUGACAAUGAAUAGACUAAUACACAAAGACAGUCCCCAUCCAGAUGUUGCUGCAUCACUUAACAACAUAGGUCUUGUGUAUAUGGGAGAUCUGACUAAAGCACUUGAAUAUCAUCAACAAAGUCUGACAAUGUAUAGACUAAUACACAAAGACAGUCCCCAUCCAGAUGUUGCUAGAUCACUUAACAACAUAGGUGUUGUGUAUAAUAACAUGGGAGAUCUGACUAAAGCACUUGAAUAUCAUCAACAAAGUCUGACAAUGUAUAGACUAAUACACAAAGACAGUCCCCACCCAGAUGUUGCUACAUCACUUAACAACAUAGGUGUUGUGUAUAAUAACAUGGGAGAUCUGACUAAAGCACUUGAAUAUCAUCAAGAAAGUCUGACAAUGAGAAGACAAAUACACAAAGACAAUCCUCACCCAAGUGUUGCUACAGUAUUACGAAACAUAGGUAUCAUACAUGAGAACAUGAAGGAGCAUACAGAAGCACUGACUUAUUACUUUGAAGCUCUAAGCAUUGCUCAUCAGUAUGGAGGAGAUUCACACCCUGAUUACAUAGAAGCAUUAGAAAUGAUUGAUGAUUGUACAGAAUAAAUCCUGUGUUCCUGCACUCUAACACAAAACUGAACCAUUGAUAUUUAAACUUGUUGCUGAGACUCAUACCUAACACCAGAAAAGUGUAAUGUAAUGUUUUGGAGUGAUAUACCUAUUGUUCUAUUGACUAAAAAAACAAUAAUCACACACAA